AUGCCAAUUCUGAGUAGGCAGACGCCUAAACUGUUAACCAAUAUCGGGGGAAAGCGCCAUGCGAGUGCAGACGAUCACGAAGAACCGAUACCCAAGAGACGAGCGAACGGAAAUGCCGCCCCAAUAAAGAGGCAACGGGAGAUUGAUGUCAACGCUGAACCCUUGUCUUCCGACGAUGAAAUACACGCUCCCUCACCACGACCGGUCCAGCCCUCGAAGCCUGGUAAACCUACGCCGAAGAGCACCCUAGAUACUCUAAGGGAACCUCAAAGAAAGCCUGGCAAGAAAACGCUUGAAGCAAUACGUCCGCCCGCAAGAGGGGCGUACCAAAAUGGUCAAGCCCAUAAGUCGACUGCAGGCCUCGGCGGUAGCAAGGAACACACUCCCGCGUCUUCCGCGGGAUCAUCCAGCGACAGUCCAAUCAAAUGGGGCAUGGAACACGUUUCUCAAAUCAAGAACACGAAUGACAAAGGCUAUGGCUCGAAGAGCAAGAACAUACAUGCACCACCUCCAAAGAAGUUUGGCAAGGCAGCGUCAAAGACCACUACGCAGACGUACGGAUCAAAGAACAAAUCCCGGAAUGGCAUGUCGCAACCCGGUGCUGAGAGUGACGGAAGUGUAUCUGGUUUAGACGACGAGGAGCUCUUUGCGCUCCCCAAAGAUAGUGACAGACAACAAAAGAUGAAUGAUUUGGGACUACGUGAAGUUGAAAAGAAAGCAAACGGUACAAAAGCCAAGAGCACCAAUGCUACAUCUACUGCGUUCGACGACGACGAACUGGACAGAGAACUAGGGACCAAACCAAAGAGCGCUAAGUCGUUCAAAGCAGAAAAGGCUGCCAGAACCGCCCGCCUUAUGAACCAGCUUAGCAGUUGGAAGGAAAAUCAGGAACCGCCGUCUUCGCAACCACAUUCCAGUGCACCACAAGAAGCCCUCGACGACAUCAACAGUUACAUGAGCAAACUCCAGCCAGUGGAAGAGGAGGGCUCGCGAUGCUUGCUUUGUUCGAAAUUCGUUGAGCAGGAGGACUAUUGGGACUUCUGGAAAGGCAAGGAGAGAACGGUCAAGAACAAAUCUGCAUUCUGCCAUGCGCAUAAAAAGAAGUCAGCACAGAAGGAAUACACUGAGAUGGGGUAUCCGGACAUUGACUGGCAAGCACUUCCCAGGCGAAUACGCAGACACAAGACGACUUUAUUGCAGAUACUCAACAACAACGAGUUUAGUAUACACAGAGAUCGUUACGAGCCGUUGGCUCUGACUGGAAAAGCCGCCGCUGUACCCUCGAGGCGAACAGAUCUGGCAGAAGACGUGCAAGAAGAGCUGGAAUCAUACGCUCUCGACGAGAAAGCCGCGUACCCGGGCUACUAUGGUUCUCAUGGUCGUCGCGUCAUCACAGAGAGCGUCAUGGAUACUCUAAAGGUCGAGAUGAAGAACUGCAAGGAUCGCGUUGUGCAAGCAUCCGGCAUCGCAGCCUUUGUACAAGCUGUGAUGGUUCCGGAGGCGGCAAUCCUACUGAUUAUGGAUGAUUGUUCAGUGAACAGAGAAGACGCGGAUAAGAUCAGGGAGAAGACGUACGAUAUGGGUCUCCUACUCAACGAGGAGAUUGAGGACGAGCUCGAAAGACAGGACGACAGUGAUGAUGAGAACGAGUAUCAGUAUAAGUGA
Molecule: messenger RNA, 1665 nt
Organism: Alternaria burnsii
Lineage: Eukaryota; Fungi; Ascomycota; Dothideomycetes; Pleosporales; Pleosporaceae
Exons: 1
Coding region: 1-1665 (554 amino acids)
Source: RefSeq, a predicted model, not a curated record